Messenger RNA from Brassica oleracea var. oleracea, 1227 nucleotides. RefSeq lists its product as uncharacterized. The transcript has 3 exons. The record is from RefSeq and is a predicted model, not a curated record. Lineage: Eukaryota; Viridiplantae; Streptophyta; Magnoliopsida; Brassicales; Brassicaceae. Bases 1 to 1227 code for a protein of 408 amino acids.
AUGAAGGGAGAGAGAGGAAGGAAGAGACCUUACGAAGGGGCUAAUUCCUCCAUUGAUCACGGUGAGGCGCCGGCAGUAGGACGAGAAGGCGCUACAAGGGGUUCCGUCGAGUCUGACCAUUCCGAAGCGGCGCCUGAAGAUCAUCCUAGAAAGAAGAAGAAGAGGAAGUCCAUCGAGGCAGAGCCGCGUCCUUCUGAUGUGGAGACGGGCCUCGUCGAAGUUGUCGCGGGAGGCGACGUUUCUAUUGAAACCCCUCCUGAGGAGAGAGAGGUUUCAGCGCGGGGCAGUGAUCCUGUUACGGGUGAGAGAUCUAUUCCUGAUCCGUCUGCGAGGAAAGGGUCUCGUUCAGAAGGUUCUACUGUGAGGAGGAAGAAGAUCGAGGCGGAGCAUAAGAAGGCCAACGAGAAGGCCGCAGAGGAGAAAGAGAUUCUUCGAGUGAAGUUCGAAGAGCUGGAGGGCAAGCUUAAAUCUUCCAGCGCGGCGAGGAAAGAGCUCGUACGAGAGAAAAGUCAUUUGGAGCAAACGACUGCGAACCUGGAGAAGGAGAAGACCGAGCUAGUCGAAGAGAGAGAUGCCGCGGUAGACAAACUAAGCAGAGAGAGGCAACGCUUGAGGGACUCCCGGGGUUUGGAGGUUACUCGUAAGAGGGAAAGAGUCGAGGCUGCUAUGGCUGAGAAGGCAAGUCGCUGUUUUGAUCGCGUGCGCGACCAUUUUACUCGUCUGGAGGCUUUUGAGAAGGCGAAGAACCUGUACGGUCAAGCUUCGGGAACGAAGAAGUGCCUUGAGGUUAUAAAGGCGAGUGGGACGGAGAUCCCCCAAGAAAUGAUCGAUGUCUUCGCUGAGCAGGAGAAACUUUACGAGGCGGAGGUUAUGAAGCUCCGAGUAGAGCCGCUGUCCGAUAGACGAGAGGAUGGGGAGGAGGAUAACGAUGGAAUCGAGGAGGCGUUGCUGCCACGUCCCACUGAGGAGGAGACGAUCUACGAAGCUGGGGAUACAGAUGUUCCUCCACUUCCUGUUGUAGACUCUCUUGCCCCUAUUUCUACUCGGGCGGAGGACCCGACUGCUGCCGCUACCAAGGGUCCUGACGAUCAAGAUUUUGUGCCUUGGUGUUUCACCUAUGUUCUUUUCUCCUCUUCUUUUUUGUUUGUGGUCUUGAUAGACCCUGUUGUUGUACGAUUAGACAUGCUUUUAUUUUAUUGGCAAGUCGCUGUUUUAAGCGGACUUUAA